UUGUUUUUUACGAUAAAAUAACGUUUUGUGAAUACCAAAAGUAGUAGGUGUCCUUGUUUAUAUAUAAAAAAUUGGAACAGAUGAAGAGAGACAUUUCCAGAAAAGCUACUGGAUGGAGCAUUCAAGUGAUUUGACUGUUGAAGCUAUGAUGCUUGACUCUAAAGCUUCCGAUCUCGACAAAGAAGAGCGUCCUGAGGAGGUACUCUCUUUAGUCCCACCAUAUGAAGGCAAGUCUGUGCUGGAACUUGGAGCUGGUAUUGGUCGUUUCACUGUUGAAUUGGCUCAGAAGGCUGGUGAAGUUAUAGCCGUUGACUUCAUCGAAAGCGACAUUCAGAAGAAUGAAAGUAUUAAUGGGCAUUACAAGAAGGUCAAGUUUAUGUGUGCUGAUGUAACAUCUCCAGACUUGAAAAUCGCAGAUGGAUCUAUUGACUUGAUUUUCUCAAAUUGGUUGCUCAUGUAUCUCUCUGAUAAAGAGGUGGAACUAAUGGCAGAGAGAAUGCUUAAAUGGGUAAAGCCAGGGGGCUACAUUUUCUUCAGAGAGUCUUGCUUCCAUCAAUCUAGGUACAGAAAGCGCGAAUCAUACCCCACCCACAACCGUGAACCAAGAUUCUAUAAUAAGGUUUUCAAAGAAUGUCAGACACGUGAUGCUUCUGGAAAAUCAUUUGAGCUCUCUAUGGUUGGCUGCAAAAGCAUUGGGGCUUAUGUGAAGAACAAGAAGAAUCAGAUUUACUGGAUAUGGCAAAAAGUUAGCUUGGAGAAGGACAAGGACGUCCAGCGUUUCUAUGUGCUCUACAGAAAAAUGAUAAGAGUCAAUUAAUGUCCAGAUCAGAGAAGGCUCGGCCAUUGCGCCAUUACCGUAAUCUCCACAGGCCAGUUUCUUCUUGUUGGGGGGAAUGAGUGUAAUUCCAAG
Messenger RNA from Camelina sativa (false flax), 910 nucleotides. Its product is annotated as phosphoethanolamine N-methyltransferase 2. NCBI's taxonomy places the organism in Eukaryota, Viridiplantae, Streptophyta, Magnoliopsida, Brassicales, Brassicaceae. The record is from RefSeq and is a predicted model, not a curated record.